AUGGCCAAGCAAAACCACAUCGCACACGAGCUCAUCGCGCGUGCUCACUCGCCCGACACCGCGGAGCAGCUCUUCACAGAACGGAUCAAGCAGAAACCACUAUUUUUGCGUCCUACGUCCCCUACCCCGGCAGACAACAGGAACCGUCGACGUCUCCAACGGCUGCGCAAGAAGGAAUAUUUCCUACGCAAACAGAAACCGAAGCCGCUGUCCGCGCGAGAGAAGCGAAUCUCUGGAAUCCACGAUCUGCCGAAGGAAGAGUGCAAAUAUGAGAUCUUCAAGGGCCUUCAUAAAAUGUGGGUGGAGUACAUGCAGGAGAUCUUAGGUAUAAAGGACGGUAGGACUACGGCGGUGACACCGCAGUCGCAUGGGAGUAAGCUGGUGAGCGCAGACUACCAUGGCGCGGAGAUGGAGGUUGUGCGGAGCAAAUGCCCAAGCAGAGUCGGACUCAAGGGGAUCGUGGUGAGAGACUCGAAAUUUACGUUUGUAGUGGUGACAGAGAAGGAUGAAAUGAAGACGAUUCCUAAGGAACAUACUAUCUUCCGUUUUACCGUCCCUCUACCCAACAAUCAGGGAGAUAAAGAAGCGACUGAGGGAACCCAAACGCAGAAGGAAUGCGUCUUCGAACUACAUGGCAGUCAGUUCGAGAACCGCCCUGUCGACCGUGCGAGCAAGAAGUUCAAAUGGAAGAAUAUCGACUACCUCUGA
This is a messenger RNA of Paecilomyces variotii, 708 nucleotides long. RefSeq names its product putative ribonuclease P complex subunit Pop4. NCBI's taxonomy places the organism in Eukaryota, Fungi, Ascomycota, Eurotiomycetes, Eurotiales, Thermoascaceae. The transcript is spliced from 2 exons. Gene Ontology annotation, molecular function: ribonuclease P RNA binding. The record is from RefSeq and is a predicted model, not a curated record. Gene Ontology annotation, cellular component: ribonuclease MRP complex; ribonuclease P complex. Gene Ontology annotation, biological process: rRNA processing; tRNA 5'-leader removal. The coding region runs from base 1 to 708 and encodes 235 amino acids.